This is a messenger RNA of Tachysurus vachellii, 3390 nucleotides long. It is a transcript of the gene taok3b, whose product is annotated as TAO kinase 3b. Gene Ontology annotation, biological process: execution phase of apoptosis. The record is from RefSeq and is a predicted model, not a curated record. The transcript has 8 exons. Bases 527 to 1843 code for a protein of 438 amino acids. NCBI's taxonomy places the organism in Eukaryota, Metazoa, Chordata, Actinopteri, Siluriformes, Bagridae.
CGCCAUGCAGUUCUCGGUCAGGAGCGCCACGCGACGCCCGUAAUCAGCGAACGCUGAACGCCGCGGGUUGGGGAGGGGAGGAAACAGAGCGAGGUAGAGGAUGCCGCGCGCGAACUAUGCCUUACGCGGGACGCAGAGAGACGCAGCAGCAUCAUCAUCGUCGGCGGCAGCAGCGGCAUUAUCCUCCUCCUCCUCCUCCUCCUCCUCCUCCUCCUCAACAGCAUCCUCAUCCUCAGCAGCAGCGGCGGCGGAGCGCGCGGCUGGUGCCCACCCCCCAACAUCAUCCGUGGCUCGCGUGUUCGCUCCCCCCCUGCAGCAGAAGGAGGAUGCUGGAGUGAGGGAUGAGGCUCGAGACGGGCGCGCCGGGCCAGAGCCGCGGCCUGCUUCAUUUUCACGGAGCUGAGCUCGCCUGCGUUAAAGUUAGUGUCCCUGCAACAUCCGCGUGCCCUUCGCCACCGUCGCACCGGCGUCUUCGGCCAGCAAGGAGAUCCAGGAGCAUGAGCAGGACUUUGUGUGGCAGGAGCAGAUGUCAGGGUACAAACGUAUGCGGCGGCAGCACCAGAAGCAGCUGAUCGCGCUGGAGAACAAGUUGAAGGCCGAGAUGGAUGAGCACAAGCUCCGACUGCAGAAAGAAGUAGAGACCCAGGCCAACAACACUUAUAUUGAACUGGAGAGGCUAGCAAAGAAGCAGACUGCCCAGUUUGAGAAAGAGAUGAGAGCAUUAGCCACAGAGGAGAAGAGAAUCCAGCAACAAAUCUUGGUCCAACAGAAGAAGGAGCUGACCACAUUCUUGGACACACAGAAAAAGCAGUACAGACUUUGCAGGGACAGGAUGAAGGAAGAGAUGAAUGAGGACCUUAGCACACCAAAGGAGGAGAAGCAAGAGAGGCUGUCACGCCACAAAGAGACAAUGCAGCGCUCACAGGCUGAGGAGGAGGCACAGCUGCUCAACCAGCAGAGGCUCAUCUAUGAAAGAAGCUGCCGUGCUCUGAAGAGACGAAGCCUCAUAAAAAAACAUGAGUUUGAACAGGAACAGAUACGGGAGGAGCUGAACAAGAAGAAACUGCAGAAGGAGAUGGAGCAUGCGUUAAUGAUCCGGCAAGAUGAGUCCACACAGGACCUAGAGCGACGGCAGUUGGAGUGUCUUCACAGGCUUCGAAUGGAGCUAGUCCGGUUGCAGCAUCACACUGAACUGGAAAACCAGGAGGAGUAUAACACCCGACGUCAGAGAGAGCUACACAGAAAACAUGCCCUGGAGCGCCGGCAGCAGCCCAGGAACCUCAAGGCAUUGGAGAUGCAGAUCAAAAAGCAAUUCCAGGACACUUGUAAGGUUCAGAAUAAGCAGUACAAAGCUCUGAGGAACCAUCAGCUAGAGAUCUCCCCUAAGAGUGAACACAAAGCCCUGCUAAAGUCUCUGAAGGAAGAGCAAACACGCAAGCUUGCUGUGCUGGCUGAACAGUAUGAGCAGAGCAUUAAUGAUAUGAUGGCCUCACAAGCGCUACGUCUGGAAGCUGAGCAGGAGGCAGAGUGCCAGGCUUUGAAGCACCAGUUGCAGCAGGAGAUGGAGCUCUUGGAUGCCUACCAAAGCAAGUCGAAGGCACAGGCUGAGGCCCAGCAUGAGCAUGACAUGCAGAAGUUGGAGCAAAAAGCAUCCUUGCGCAGGGCUCACCUGGAACAGAAAAUUGAAGAGGAACUGGCUGCACUUCAGAAAGAGCGGACUGAAAAAGUAAAAAAUUUAUUUGAGCGCCAAGAGCGAGAGCUGGAGACCUUUGAUGUGGAAAGUUCACGAUUGGGUUUUGGAAGCUUGGCCACUUUUGACUUUCCAAAGGAAGAUGACAGAUGAUCAAACCAAGGCCAUUUGAUGCAGAUGUCACUGGAUUUGUUGUGCCUGUACUGUUCCUAUCUAUUGGAUUUACCAAGAUCACUUUUACAGUGACCAUUCUGGAUCUGUCUUUUAAAAUCUUAAUUAUUGGCUGGGGAACUAAGGAAAUUGGAACAUAAUCUGCAGCUGACAGAAAUGACUUAAUGGAGCUCAGAAAGCAAAAGAGCUAAAAUUGGAAGAUGGUUCUCCAUGCUGUCAACCCACUUUUGGUAAUAAAAUCAGUAAUUCAGGAUAUUUUAGUACAAGUAAGCACUUUGAUAUGUUUAUGUAUGAGCCCAACAUGUAAAGUGAACAUAUUGUGUGAAAAUGCCUUUGGUAUUAUCAAAGGACAUUGCGACUGUAGAAUGUGUCCUUCAUCUUCACCGUGGCUAUUAGCUGUUUUUGUCUUUGUUCAUUACAACGAAUGUGAAUACUGUUGGAAAAAGCUGUAAGCAAAGGCAGGUUUUGAAACAGUGUCAGAAUUUAAAAUAUAGUGACUAUAUUCAGAGCAUUCAAUUACUUUCAUAUUGUGGUAGAACAUGAUUUUUUCUUUAAAUAAGGGAAAAAGCUAGGCACUAUAAUUUAAAUAUUGUUCAGUAUCAUAAAAUAAUUGGCAUAUUUUUUUAUUACUACAACAAAUCAAUGCAGUCAGAUUCUUUCCUGGUAUUAUUGCAUGCACUUUAAAAGACAAAUUCAGGUUGUGAAGUGAAGCAUGGAUCUGUCAGAGAUUUUGCUGUCUGUAAAUAAAAGUGGUCCAUAGCAGUUUUGUUUCAUGGCUAUUGAUACUGAACAUAAGCUUUAUGUUUAAUAUGAAAGAUUGCCAAAUUGCCAGAUGCCUUUAAGUUAAGUAUGUUAUGAAUGUUUUAGUUUUCUUUCUUUUGCCCAAGUGACAUCAUUGUUUGUUGAAUUGUGACUCAUUCAGUGUGCCGCUAUCAAUGCUCUUGUACAGGAAAAAAAUGGUGCAAUUUGUGUUGUAAAAAUUUUCUAUAAAUAUUUGUAUAUUAUAAUCUAAAUAGGGGUUUACAUGUGUAUUGGUCAGUCAUUUGCCAAAAUAACUAUGGGAAUCAUUCAGUGGUGACAAUGGAAGGUAAACUAUUUUUGUAAGCAAAACAGGGAGAACUACCAGUUUCACUUGUAAUGUGACAAGAUCAGUUAUGGUUCUUUUUUUGGAAGAUUACUGUCUAGUUUGUGAUGAGAAAUAUCAACAAAAAAUGUUAAUCAGCUUUUUAAGAAAUAAGUCAUGCUAAGUAAUUCUUAAGAAGUUGAUUAAGUAGAGUCAUUCCUACUAAGUAAUUCUUAAGAAGUACUGUAGUCAUUUGUAAGCAGAUACUUUAGAAAGUAUUAUGUGGGGCCAAGGCAAUUCAUAUCUUUUUAAAACCUGAAGAUUCAUAUCUUUUAAAAUUUAAAACAAACACUUGUGUCACACUAUGCAUACCUAGCACAUAACAUUGUGGAACUCAAGCUAAGGGAUGCCAUUCAGUUUCAUAUUUUGUGACUGUCAUUAUAGGCCUGUUUUCAAACAAAGCCAU